UGAUGAGAUAGAGCUUUCAUUUGGAAACCGUUGGGAUGAGCCUGGAGUUGAAGGUUAUAUCGUUACUAUUCUCGACCCGAGAUUUAAGGACCUAAGCUUUGAGCCAGAAAAACUAGAACUAAUAAAAAAUAAAUUAAAAUGCAGGAUGGAAGCUGCAAAAAAUAUAAACUCAACAAUACCUUCAAUUGAAAAUAAAACAUCUUCUUCUUUAUUAAAUUCAUUAUUUGAAAAAACUUUUCAAGAAUAUUUGGCAAUUCCAGAAACCUCAGUUUCCUCAGAGCAUCUCUUCUCUGAUGCCGGAAACGUCAUAACUGAUAAACGAAAUCGUCUUCUUCCCAACACAGUUCAUGAUCUACUUUUUCUUAAAGAAAACUAG
Molecule: messenger RNA, 376 nt
Organism: Cetraspora pellucida
Lineage: Eukaryota; Fungi; Glomeromycota; Glomeromycetes; Diversisporales; Gigasporaceae
Source: the annotation of a GenBank genome assembly